AUGGGUUGUGAGAACGACGUCAUCCGUAUUCAGAAGAAGCUUGACAAACAUAUCAAAGGUGAGAGUGUAGAGCCUGUUCUGGAUUUGCUGAAGCGAUUGCAGGAGCUUCCUAUUGACUUGGAUGUCUUGACAAAGACUCGUAUUGGGAUGACUGUCAACUCUCUUCGGAAGUUGAGCAAAGAGGAGGAGGUUGUCACCCUGGCCAAGACAUUGAUCAAGAACUGGAAGAAAUUCUUGGUUGGUGGAGGGAGCAAUAUGGAGGAUUCCAAUCCUGCGAGUGAAAAGAAUUUUAAUGGGUCUGAAUCAAAAGCUCCAGAUCCCAAGAAGAAGCCAGACACUCCAACCCCAAAGACUACUGAAGUAUCUUUUCCUCGAUCUAGUGGUACUACAGACAUAGUUCGCUUGAAGUCCAGAGAGAUGCUUGCCAAUGCAAUUCGUGGUGAAGGGGGUCUACCUGAGGAUUCAAAGGACCCUGAGGAGCUAGCAAAUGACUUGGAAGAUGCUAUUUUCCAAGAGUUCCGAAACACUGAAUUCAAGUACAAGACUAGGAUCCGGAGCCGCAUGAUGAACUUGAGAGACUCUAAGAAUCCUAACCUGAGGCUCAAUUUCUUGCUGGGUCACAUUGCUCCUAGUCGUUUGGCAGUGAUGACCCCUGAGGAGAUGGCCAUCUUUGAUCUUAGCAGUCUGAAGGAUAUGGCAGCAGCCAGCUUGACAAGACAGGUUCUCAUUUCACGACUGGCAGGGCCAUUUCUUCGUACUCCGGAAGUCUUCCCUCAGCAAAUCAGAACAACAUUCAUCCUGAAGAGGCGGAGAGAGCCCUUCCUGUCCAAGAAGUAUGCUGCCUUCCCUCGACCUUUGAAGAGGUCAGAUCUCAAUUACGAGCUAGUCCAAGACACCAACAUCAUCCCUCGUCAACCACUUCAGGUCAUCCUCACUCAGUAUGUUGAAGGCUAUGGUGUGAGAGGGGAUGUUCUCUCUCUGCAGCCACACGAGGCAAGGAAGAACAUUUUGCUUCUUGGAAAAGGUGUCUAUGCAACACCAGAAAACCUGAAAUUGUACGAGAAAGUUGAAGGAGACAAGGAUGAGACACAAACUUACAGCUCCCAAUUUGUACCUCUAACUGUAAAGCAGCUGAAGAAGCAAGUAAUAUGCAUUUACAUGAAUGGAGAGAACCCCUGGACAAUUGAACCUUGGCACCUUCGAGUCUCCCUGCGUGCCUACAAUGUGGUCGUGCCUGAGCAUGCCAUUGAGAUGCCUUCAAUUCCUAUCUCAGGACCCAAUCUCACUCUUGAGGGCAAGGAGUUCUAUGCUACCAUUGUGAUUAAUGGUGUAGACCAUACACCAGUGCGUUUCCGGAUUUACCACCACUUCAAGGACCCAAUGAAGCGCAUUGAACGGGACCCAGAUUUCAUUUUCCACCCUGCCGGGGAAGUGUUUCCAGAACAGAAGGAAGUGCUUGACCAACUCCGUACUCAUCUGUCAGGAAUGUACAAGAAGCUCCAAGAGAAAAGGAAGAAACCCAUCCUUACUUCCCGUCAAAGAAAAAAGGGCAGUGAUCUGACUGAUGUGGGGAUUGUAAAGAGGCUCCCCAAUGUUGAAGUUCUUUCUCUCAGUGUAAACAAGAUCUCCUCCCUGUGGGACUUCCAGCACUGUCGCAACCUGCAGGAGCUCUAUCUGCGAAACAACAGUAUCCGUGAUUUGAAUGAAGUUUGCUACUUGAAGGAUCUUCCUAAACUCCGAUGUCUCUGGUUGGCAGAGAAUCCUUGUGCAGAGGGUGACCUGUAUCGACUGACAGUGUUGAAGCACUUGCCUCGGCUACAGAAACUGGACAAUGAAGUUGUGGAGCCAGAGGAGCUGCAUGAAGCCCAGCAACGUGGCCUUGACCUCAUCCAUCCAUCUGAAAGAACUCAGUAUGGUUCCUACUCCCAGAUGGGUAUCCCUGGAGACAGAAGAAGUCUUUCUUCGAGCGUCAUGGAUCCAGACCCUUAUAGAACCGUGGAAUACACAGAAGCACCCACACGUAGAGUGAGCCAGAUAAGUAAUAGCAGUGGUGGCUGUGUCCCACCAUCAAGGCGGCCAAGUCAGAGCCACUCUGAGCGGGAGGAGGGCAUCCCAUCAAGACGAACGACCCAGGAUUCUUACCCCAUCAAGUUUUUCUAUACUGCGUACCUCUUCGGCCUGAAAAUUGGGGGUCGGAAGCUUUUGACUUCCGUGAAACAGGGUCUUGGACUCAAAAGGAGCUCUGGAUAUGGAGAGAGUGUGUCUAAUCCCUGCCCCGUCCAUCCGCAUGCACCUCAAGCAGGAGAUCCAUAUUCCCCUUCAGCUGACAUAUAUUCCUCAGGGGAUUUCUAUGGCCUGAGUGAUGCAGAGAUGCGCCAGGCUGAACUUCGUCAACAGGCAGCACAGGGAUACAGUGAUGCAUAUAGCCAGGGAAUGCAACAGAUGGAAGGGUACAGGAGGACAUCUUCCAGCCCUGCUCCUUCCACACGCCAGCUUUACAUGGCUCGUCCCAAGAACAGGAAUUCCAACAUCAUGUCAGCAGUGCUAUGCCUGAUCAAGGAACUGGAUAUCCCAAGCCUGGAAGUGGUUGAGAUGGCAGUACGUUCCAGAAUAGAAGAACUUGAGGACUAAACAUCAAAACCUUGACAUUCCGUCUUCCAUAGCAUUCCAUGGCAGUUGUAGAGUGGAAUCAAGAAAUGAUUUAACAGGCUAACAUCACUCACGUGUCAUAGUCAGGAGGAGACACUAAUUUUGAUCGACCUGAUGACAUUGAUUUCAAUCCUGUCCUAAUGGUGAUAACUCAUCUGGUGAUAUAAUUAUUAUGCAUUGUCUAUUUGGUUCUCAUGUUUAAAAUAAGCUGGAAGGGAAUUUACAUAUAGUUUAUAUUUCCCUAGGUAGCAGACAUUUUACAAUGUCAACCCCCCAGCUGCUACUGAGAAGAGUUUCUGAUAUGUAUCUGACUAUUUUAUACUUAUUGAUUUCUAUGUCUCCUCUGACAUUACUCCUAAUCAGGGUAUUUAUACAUGACAGCAUCUCAUCUACUUUCUCUUAUUGCCAGUAUGAAAAUUUAAAUAGAAAAUUGUCAGGAAGUAGGAACUGACAGGAGUCAUCUUUUUUUUUUGAAGUUGUAGAAGAAUUGUUUGUGUUGAGGAGCUCAAGAGCAGUCUGCAAUCACAGGUUUACUCCUGCCAAACUCAGCAGAAAAGGUUUUAUCGAUGAUAUGCUCUUCUCAAUGAAUCUCUCAAACAGUGAUGAAAGUGAUUGUGAAUCCUCUGCUACCUCUAUUAUCUAAAUUGGUACAGUAGCAUUAGCUCUAGUGGUGAAGUCAUUUGGAAUAAUUUAUUUUGCUCUUGCUAUCUGUUUACAAGUGACCCAGAUGAAUGCAACCAGUAAAGACAAGUGUCAUUGUGGUGGGCACUCACAUUGAAACUCACCAUAGCCAGCAAGGAAUGAGUGUUUGACAGAAGCUUCAUUUCUGACUGUCAAUUUAUCCAAUGACUAGGUGUAUAUUGUCCCAGAUGUAAAGCUCUUUAGCUUAGGCCUCAGCUGAUGCACUGGAUGGCAAUGCCAUUGGUUGAAGCAGAAAGCUGUACAUGUUACACCAAGUUGGGCAGAUGUACCCCAACAAAUUCCACCAUGCUAUCAACCAUUCAUCAACUACCCCUCCUAAGCUGCUCAGAGUCUUUGCUAAUUGAAGCAACCAGAUGAUUCAAGGAAUCAUAAUUGCAUGUGUUUUUUUUCAAACACUUCAACUUGGUUGGUGAAGAGCUCCCAAAUGAAUUCAUCAGAGGUCAUUCUGUGUGUUCAGUCACCAGAACCACAUCGCCAAUUGCAUACCUACAAAUCUCCUGAAAUGCUAGACCAUCACGGGUCAAACUUUGUUGACAUGGAGGGCUAUUUUGUACCAAAAUAAGGCUCUAAGGCACUAUUGUGCCAUGUAAGCAUCUUGAAGCAGAGACUUACAAGCUCCAGUGCCCAAAGAUUGAACAGAAUCUGAACACCUCAUGCAUGAAAUUAUGUGCAUCACCAAUAUAUCUCCAUUGCUGUGCUAAGCAUCAAGAAUGGUAGGAUUCUUUCCUCAGAAGAGCUCCAAUGGUACUAUUUUCCAUAAUAUUUAUUAAGGGCAUUCACAUUAGUGGAAAUACAUCAUUAAAGAUACUGAUUCUUCAUGUAUGUCAUCACAUAGUUGUUGGCUGUAAUGGCUCCAUGGCAGCUCUCAUGUUCAAAGUUUCAAUGAUAAC
This is a messenger RNA of Darwinula stevensoni, 4241 nucleotides long. NCBI's taxonomy places the organism in Eukaryota, Metazoa, Arthropoda, Ostracoda, Podocopida, Darwinulidae. The record is from the annotation of a GenBank genome assembly.